CGGAAUCCGCUCUCCCAUUGGAUCUCAUGUUUCCCCCCUAUUUCCUAUAUUCCAUUUCCAAACUCCACAAUACUGCAAAACUUUCUCAGCACUGAGCACUUGGUCUUGAUCAUCAUCAAGAAAAAACGCAAGAGAAACAAGCACACAAAUGGCAGCUGCUAUGGCUACAUCAAUGGCUAUUCUCAACGCCAAAUGCUUCAGUGCGAACACCAAAAACAUCAACACUUCCAAGCCCACAAGACAGACUUCUCUCCUCUCCAUGCACAACUUACCAAAGGGCCUCUCCACCAACUCAAACCCUCCACACAACGCUGUCGCUAUCACCGGGACUGCUAUUGCCGGUGCCAUCUUCUCCACUCUCUCCACCGCCAACCCUGCCCUCGCCGCCCAGCAACUAGCAGAAAUAGCUGAUGGAGACAACCGUGGCAUAGCCCUUCUCAUUCCUUUAGUCCCUGCUGUUCUUUGGGUGCUUUACAAUAUACUGCAGCCAGCCCUUAAUCAGAUCAACAGAAUGAGGAGCUCUAAAGGUGUGAUCAUCGGGCUCGGGCUAAGCGGACUCGCAGCGUCGGGCUUCUUCCAUCCGCCAGAGGCUUCUGCUGGAGAAAUCGCCAACUUGGCUGAGGCUGCAGCUGAUAACAGGGGGCAGCUUUUGCUGUUUGUAGUAGCACCAGCAAUUCUCUGGGUGCUGUACAAUAUUUUGCAGCCUGCUUUGAACCAGAUAAACAGGAUGAGAUCAGAGUGAGAAGAAAAGGGUAUAUAAGGUCAUUUGUGUGCAUAUAUUUGCAUGUAAUUGUACCAAUCUGUUAAUCAAACUUUUUCUUGCACAGUUUUUGACUGAUGGCUGCUGCUCAUUUUUCAUAAUCGGCAUUUUCUGUUCAAGUACA
This is a messenger RNA of Sesamum indicum (sesame), 884 nucleotides long. Its product is annotated as photosystem II reaction center proteins PsbY, chloroplastic. Gene Ontology annotation, biological process: cell redox homeostasis; photosynthesis. Gene Ontology annotation, molecular function: manganese ion binding. The record is from RefSeq and is a predicted model, not a curated record. NCBI's taxonomy places the organism in Eukaryota, Viridiplantae, Streptophyta, Magnoliopsida, Lamiales, Pedaliaceae. Gene Ontology annotation, cellular component: chloroplast thylakoid; membrane; photosystem II.